GUCGUUUGUCAAUUUGUGAAACAUUUUUAAAGUGUAUUUUUAUUACAAUUAUGUCCGUAUUUGAUGAAAUACUGUGUAAACUUAGUGAAAUAUCUAACAGUUAUGUUCGCUCUCUCAACGACGAUGUAAAGGUCGCUUUCGACUGUAUAGAUAAGUUUGCUGAAGAAUAUCGCAAUGGACGCGGGAAACGUGAUCAGAAUCAGAAGAAAGCCCUUGUGAACACGCUUAUGAGCAUAAAUGAAGACGAAGAUGAGAACUCCCCCAAAGAUGUCCACAAGUCGGCAGAUGGCGAGAAACGACUCUCAAACAAGCGGAGUAAGGAGCAGGUGGACGACAUGGCAAGCCCUGAGCAGGAGAAGAGGCCUAAGAGAAAUGCAUCGGUUAAGGCUCAGAAUAAUAUUACCAAACAGGUGAACGUGAAUUUGACUCAGAAGCUACGACGCGACGACACGGAGAAGACAAGGCGACGUAAGGACGACGACAAAGAGAACACGCUGCCUCUAAUACAAGUGAAACAGGAGAAGAUAUCACUACCACCGGAGCCCAUGGAGACGGAAGCAGCGCUAGAAAUACCGCUGGUGGCGGUGAAGCAAGAGCCUAAUAAGGAUGACACGGCUAUGCCGCCGCCGACCGCGCCCGUACCCAGUAAGGCUGAGUCGCGAAAACUACCGCCAAAGGAGAAAUCAACAGACAGUGAAGAUGAACCAUCGGGCAAACGUACUACGCGCACAAGGAAGAAUACCGAUACCAUGCCACCACCACCUGCGCCGGCGCCGGCGCCCGUGGAGAGAGCGGCGCGCGGGUCGCGGCGCGGCGCGGCGCGGCCCGAGCCCGAGCUGCCCCCGCCCCCUCCCCCGCCGCCGGAGCCGCGCCCCAAGCGCACGCGCGCCAAGAAGAAAGUAUCAGAAUCAUCUUCGGCGGACACAGAAAAUACGCAACCAUCCAUAGAAAAUGGAAUCGGUACGCCUGAGAAACCACGACCAAAGAGGACCAGACGAGGGAAAAAAGCAGCGGACGAAGAACCGCCUAAAGCAAAAGAACCAACCCCCGAACCAGAAAUAAUAAUCCCCAAACAGGAAAGAACAUCAAUCCUGGACACCCAAUCACCGGCCAUACCCCAAAAGACCGUCAAAAAGACCAACUCCACUCUCAUGACCUCAGACGACUCCAUACAAUCUAAGAAGGGGUCUAAGAAGAAGGGAAAGAAAGAUCAGCAAGCUAGUUUGGAAGAGACUCAGGUGGUAAGCCAUAUGAAUACCACGGUGACCAUUAGUAUGGAUAAGACGGUGGUGCUGACGAAUGGGGCAUGUGACCAUGCUGAUGGAAAGAUGACGAUUGCAAUGAAUGAGACAGUUGUGUUAGACAAAAUCAACCGAGACACCAUGGUUUUGGACAAACCACAAGCCAAGAUUAUGGACGCCACAGUUGUUAUAGAGAAAGAUGGUGCGACGCCCAACAUGACAGACGACCUGUCCCUAUUGACUGACGACAACAGCGAAGAAUACAGCACACCCACCAAGGACGACCAACCACCUGAACCCACAUCCGCUGUAAAAGCCAAAGUACAACAGUUUGAAGAGAUGGCCGCCAGAACCACUAGGACAAAAACGAGAGCUAUGGCCAAAAAGGACGCAGAGACAGAAAGCAGUACGCCGCCUGACAAGAUAAUAUCGAAGCAGGUUCUCUCCGCGGAUACUCUUGCUAAGAUGAACAGCAUGAUUUUCAACGGCAAAACCACACAGAUAUCAAGUUCAGCCACAAAGCCGACCGCGAAGCUCCCGCCAGUGAAGAGCAUGCCCGCUUCAGCCUCUAAAGUGUGCGCCAUCAACAAGGCGCGCGAGGAAAUGCUCAGCAAGGACGACGCCAGGAAGAAGAAGGAAGCCAUGCUGGAAGCUAAGAAGGAACUGCAGAAACGAAAACGUGAAGAGAAAAUGGCGGCCGCCGCGGCCGCGCGGGAAGCCGCCGAGAAGGAGCGCCGCGCCGCGCUGCAGGCGCAAGCACGGGACAGGAUGGAAAAACAAGCUCAUGCCGAUCAAGGAAAACUAGAAAAAAUGAAGGAAGUAGAAAAGAAAAAGCAAGAGCUGGCGCGUAAAGUGGCGGAGACAGAAGAGCGGCGCCGCGCGGAGGAACAAGCGCGCCUGGCCAGGCUCGCUGAAGAGCAGAGAAAGGCUGAUCUGGCUAGAAAGAAGCAGCAAGAGGAAAGCGAGGCUAUGAAGAAAGAGGCUGCCAUGAUGGCCAAAGAAAUCGAGAGGAGACAGAAGGAAUAUCUUGAAAAACAAAAGAUGAAGCAAAGGAUGGAGGACAAAAUGCACACACCGCUGAAGAACGGCACCAAAGCGCCCCCUAUGGAGCCGGUGUACAUGCAGGACGGCUUCCAGCACCUCAACUCGGACGAUGAUGAUGAUGAAGCGCCGUCCAAGUUCCCCACCCCCGCCUGGUGCAAGUCGCGGCAUCGUCAACUAGCCCUCCAACACUUGCUGCCCAACGGUCUCGUGGACUCUCUGUUCUCGGUGCGCGUGCACAACGUGGACCUCCGAGCCAUCUUCCCGGCCGUGGAGCGCGCGGCGCUGAAGAGAACGUCUUCGGCCGUGUGGCGCACGCCGCCCGCUCUACACCUGUCCAGGGUUCACGAGUCUCCGGUAUAACGUCGAUUUGGGAACUGUCGCGGGCGAUCAUUGUAAAUAGUAUUAUGUAAUUUGUAUGUUAUCGUUAAUUAUAUAUGAUAUAUAUAAUGCCACACUGCAAAGACCGGAUCACACCCAAAACAAUACUUAUAUUUUUCUCUCUUCCAAGAGUAAAAUAUGUCAAUAAGAUGCAAAAUUAUGACCAGUUGAUUCAAAGUAUAUCUCUUUAUGGAACUCAUUCCACUUAAUCUAUAUCUUAUCUAACUUACGAUCAUUAUACAUUUAAAAUUAAUCUUAUAUUGCAAAGUGAUUAUUGUAUAUUUUCAAAAAAUAAUACUUUUGGGAGAGGUAGAUCUAAUCUGCACUAUACUGUCAAGAAAUAAAUUUUCACCACACCAACUGGUAGACUGCCUUGGUAAGUAAAGCUGAGGAGAUGAGAAAGUUGCUCUCAAUUAUCUAUUUUGAAUUUCUUUGGUCUAAUUUUGUUUGAUACUAUAAAGUCGCCGUCAAUAGAACUUAUGAACAAUUUAAACAAACCUUGCAGUCAAAAUGUCUUUAAUUUUCAAUGUAACUCAUCAGCAGAGGUCGGACGGAUUUGCGACAUUCUUAGUGACUUACGUCAUUUUAAUGACUUUUAGUAUGAGAUGACGCACAA
Molecule: messenger RNA, 3279 nt
Organism: Leguminivora glycinivorella
Lineage: Eukaryota; Metazoa; Arthropoda; Insecta; Lepidoptera; Tortricidae
Gene: Incenp
Product: inner centromere protein B
Exons: 23
Coding region: 51-2645 (864 amino acids)
Source: RefSeq, a predicted model, not a curated record